Molecule: messenger RNA, 3309 nt
Organism: Hippocampus comes (tiger tail seahorse)
Lineage: Eukaryota; Metazoa; Chordata; Actinopteri; Syngnathiformes; Syngnathidae
Product: thrombomodulin-like
Exons: 1
Coding region: 169-1725 (518 amino acids)
Molecular function (GO): calcium ion binding
Source: RefSeq, a predicted model, not a curated record
AGAACUGAACUUCCUUCCUGUGCUGCUCGAACUGGAGAGCGACGUGCUUUUAUAAAUGGACGCUGCAAUGAGGGGCUUCCAGUCUCGGGGGGAACUUCGCAUCGUCCAAGGCGGCCAGCCGUCGUCCUUUUCACCGUCUCCAUAAUCUCCUUCGAGCAUCGGGGCACCAUGAUCGCUUUCCUCACUCGCGCGCUUCUCCUCUGCGGGCUCCAGGGAACGGUUCUGUCUCUGCGCGGACAUUGCACAGACACGCAGUGUUACGCGCUUUUUGAGGGGCAAAAAGACUUUCGGGGAGCGCAGAAAAGCUGCCGAGAUUCCGAUGGAGAUUUGUUGUUAUUCCUCGACGCGGAAGCGCAGGGACACUUGCUCGCCGGCCUCAGCGGGAGUUUUUGGUUCGGGACUUCUCGGACGGUCAGUGGCGCCCCGAACUGCACUUCGUGCACGGUGUGGGUGGGAAGCAACCUGACGAUCGAGACGACGCCGUGCGGCGACAAACUCGCCGGGUACAUCUGCCAGUACCCCAACGCGGACCCCUGCGGCGCCAUCCCCGUCGAGGGAGACGCCAAGGUGACGUACGCGGCGCCGAUGGGCUUCGAGGUGAACGCCACUUCCCUUCACUUCCCUCGCGGAACGGUCGCGGAGGAGGGCAAGGCGGGCGCCUUCCACCCGGUCGCCAAGUAUUUGUGUUUCGAAGCGAGUUGGCUGAAAGCUCCGUGGAACUGCGAGGUGAUGGAAGGCGGCUGCGACGAGCGCUGCAACUCCACCUCCGGCUCCUGCGAGUGUUCGGUGGGAACCUACCUCCACGCCAACCUCAUCACCUGCAGCUAUGACCCGUGUGACCGUUGCGCGCACCUGUGCGACGCCGCCACCCAGGAGUGCGCUUGCCACGUCGGCUACGCGCUGGGCCCGGACGGGAAAAAGUGCGCGGACGUGGACGAGUGCAAGCAGCUGGACGUUUGCGCAUCGGAGGGAAAAGAAUGCGUGAACACGCACGGGGACUACGAGUGCAGGUGCAAAGACGGUUUCGAGGAGGAGGAGGAGGAGGGAGAGGGCGCGUGCGUGGACAUGAGGAUCUGUGACAAAUGUGAGCACAUGAAUUGCGUCAAGUCCGACGGCGUGUACGCAUGCGCGUGUCGCGAGGGGUUCAGAGUGUCCCCACUCGACCCCACCAAGUGCGAGAUGUCCUGCGAUCAGCAGGACUGUCUGGCCAACUGCAUCCCAAAUCCCGACCUGGAGGGGAAGGACAUGCAUCAGUGCUUCUGCCCCGAAGGUUACGUCCAAGACAUCCGGAACAACACCGCCUACUGCACUGACAUCGACGAGUGUGCGAAUCGGAAGGAGUGUGAACACACGUGUGAAAACCUCUUUGGGAGUUUUGUGUGUCAUUGCAACGAGGGCUACAAGUUGUUCGACGAGUACAUGUGCAUCCACCCGGACGAGGAGGGAUGGAGACCAGCGGAUCCCACGCCAGCCCCGCCGCGUCCGGCCUCGUUGCCGACUUACGUGAAAGCGGGCAGCGUGCUCGGCAUCACCGUGUUCCUCUUGCUUUGCCUGCUGCUGCUCUACUUGCUGGUCAGGAACUUGGCCAAACGUUGCGGCAGUCUUGAGCUUUCCUCCCUCAAAGGGCCCGACAUGGAUAUCUUCUACCUGCAGCAAGUCACCACGGAGACAUACAAGCGGUUAUCUUUUGACAAACAGUCCAAAUGGGACUCGCAGAGACUUUAACCGCAACACCGUUGACCCUCCCGAAGACCAGGCACGUGCACGGAUAGACGAAGAAUGGCGCUUAGGCAGCCGCCAUUUUGCCUGGCCUGGCCCUGGCCUUUGGUUUUUCUUGAAGGUGGUAUCCCACUGAGCGAAAACACUCGUACGCGGAUAUCAGCUUCAGUCAUCGACAUUUCAAAACGAAACGCUGUAUUCAUCAUUCUGUGUCAUCCAUCAAUCACAAUAGUGUUUUGAUAUGACGACGAUGAUAUGAUGAAAUCGGUUUAUAGGCUAUGUUGAUUGUGUUAACAGAAUUAUUACUCAGUUGAAUACUUCUGCUAAUCCCUCACCUUUUUUUUUUUUUUUUAAAUUGUGUGACCAAUUUUAGCAGUGGGUGGGUUUUUUAUUUUUUUGCUUGAGCACCUUCCCCCGAUAUGUCCGCCGCGCACAUGCCUGCAACAACGGGAACAUGCUACCAAAGCAACAGAUGACGCAACAGAUGUAAACAGCCAUUGGCGCUCACGAAACUAAAACACUAUUUUGUUGUUCUUUGAAAUGGAAAACGGAGUUCAUGUCCAGGAAUUUGUUUGCCAUAUGGUCGGCUGAUUUUCCUUCCAAUGUUCAUGUCCCGGAGUGAGAAAGUCUCUCGAUUGUAUCUUUUAAUCCUUAAUAGUUCAAAUCGAUCAAAUAUUAAGGUACUAAAAUCUAUCUACACUCGGCACAACGGCAGUCAGUCUAGUUAAGUUCUCCACCAAGGCAUCCGAACCGGUUAAGAAUUUGCCGUCGCUGUCCAACUCAAAAUUUGGAGAUGCAAUGUGAGCUUUUCAUUAGACAAUGUUCGGGCUGCAUUGAGAAAUUCAGGAACUUGUCAAGAAAUCUUGCAUUCAAUCCGCAACACAAUACAAAGGUCAUAGAAGUGAAACAACUUCCUCUUUAUCAAGUCAUAACGGUAGAGCGCAAAAAAAAAAAAAAAAAAAAAAAAAAAUCAUCUCAUGCAACUCAAUUCGAUAUCUUUGUUGUCGGCUAAGGCACAAAUUAAGUAGAAUCUAGUUUUCUAUGCGUGCCCUUGUCUGAUUUAGCGUCUUCAAAAGCUCGCCGGGUCCCACUAGUUUGUGAUCCGGGAAAGGUUGUUUUCUGGUAGGUUUUUUUUAUGGUUUCAAAGCAGGAACUCGAGUAUGAUCAGGACUUCUCUCAACAACAAUACAAUAGCACUGUCUUUAAAAAACACUAAGCUAACAUAGGACAAUUACUGUAAGUACAUCUGUGGUCAGUAUUUGAUACUCGCAGUAUCGACAGGAUUUUUUUUUUCAUGCUGUUCUCUGUGUAAAAUACUACUUACCGGCCACUUAACAACACUGAAACCGACACUUGUAAUUAUAAAGUGUGAAAUUCAUGAUUACCUCUUUGAAAAUGUCAUUUUGAUUCUGAAAAUGUACCCGAUGGAGCAGCUGAUGAGUGUCAAAUUGUGUUGCAAUUUGAUAGACAUUCCACUUUUGUAUUCUCGGUGGAACUCUGCAUUUUAUUCAGACACAUCGCUGUCCAAAAGACUUUGAAUGUAGAAACUGUGCUGCUAUGAGCUACAUAAAGGCUGAUGUAAAACAACAA